UAAUAUUAGUUCCAAUAGAUUUAUCUAAUAUUUACUCGCACCUACGACGUCGCUUCACGCACUUUUCGGGCUUAUAAAACCCAAUCCCGCUUAUCUCCCCUACUGUCGGCACAUUCGAAAUACGAAUAAGGAAGGCUUUCUCUCUCCAUAUUAGGGAUUUCAGGUGAAAAUGGCACGUACCAAACAAACAGCUCGCAAAUCCACUGGCGGGAAGGCUCCCCGGAAACAACUCGCUACUAAGGCUGCAAGAAAGUCUGCACCCACCACUGGUGGAGUCAAAAAGCCUCAUCGUUAUCGCCCUGGUACAGUGGCUCUUCGUGAGAUUCGUAAGUACCAGAAAAGCACUGAACUCUUGAUCCGCAAGUUGCCUUUCCAACGUCUUGUUCGUGAAAUUGCACAAGACUUCAAGACGGAUUUAAGGUUUCAGAGCCAUGCAGUUCUUGCACUUCAGGAGGCUGCAGAGGCCUAUCUUGUUGGUUUGUUUGAGGACACGAAUCUCUGUGCCAUCCAUGCCAAGAGGGUCACUAUCAUGCCUAAGGACAUCCAACUUGCUAGGCGAAUCCGUGGUGAAAGGGCCUAAAUUUUAUUUGUCGUUGGUUCGUUUAGGUCACUGUUCCUAUGCUACAUUGUUUCUACUUUCUACUUGUUCCAUUCUAAUAUGGAUUGCUCUGAACUUGUAGUCUACUUACUGAAUGUUGGUAAUUUGUAUAAUUCACUUCUUUGAGAUUACGAAUUGUGGUCGUUCCAUUUUCUCCA
Molecule: messenger RNA, 756 nt
Organism: Manihot esculenta (cassava)
Lineage: Eukaryota; Viridiplantae; Streptophyta; Magnoliopsida; Malpighiales; Euphorbiaceae
Product: histone H3.3
Exons: 5
Coding region: 170-580 (136 amino acids)
Cellular component (GO): nucleosome
Molecular function (GO): DNA binding; structural constituent of chromatin; protein heterodimerization activity
Source: RefSeq, a predicted model, not a curated record